Messenger RNA from Choloepus didactylus (southern two-toed sloth), 2816 nucleotides. RefSeq names its product heterogeneous nuclear ribonucleoprotein A0 (gene HNRNPA0). The coding region runs from base 304 to 1221 and encodes 305 amino acids. Gene Ontology annotation, molecular function: RNA binding. NCBI's taxonomy places the organism in Eukaryota, Metazoa, Chordata, Mammalia, Pilosa, Megalonychidae. The transcript has a single exon. The record is from RefSeq and is a predicted model, not a curated record.
GCGCGCGCGUUCAGCGGCCUCUUUGUGUGGUGCUCAGAUAGGGGAGCGGAGGUGGCGGUGGUGGCGGUCUUGGUUGUCUUCCAGUCUCCUCGGCUCGGCCCCUAGCCGACACCUUUCCCCUUCCCUCCCCUUUCCUUUUUUCCUUCCUUCCCUUCCCUUCCCUUCUUCCCUUCCCCGUCGGUGACCGGCGGUGGCGGCUCCAGCAGCGGCUGGGCCCAAACUGUGAAGAGUCCUUUUCCAACGAUAACGGCGACGGCGAAACCUCGGAGCUCGCAGGGCGGGGGGAAGGCCCGGGCCGUGGAGAUGGAGAAUUCCCAGUUGUGUAAGCUGUUUAUCGGCGGCCUCAAUGUGCAGACAAGUGAGUCGGGCCUGCGCGGCCACUUUGAGGCCUUCGGGACUCUGACAGACUGCGUGGUGGUGGUGAACCCCCAGACCAAGCGCUCCCGUUGCUUCGGCUUCGUGACCUACUCCAAUGUGGAGGAGGCCGACGCCGCCAUGGCCGCCUCGCCCCACGCCGUGGACGGCAACACGGUGGAGCUGAAGCGGGCGGUGUCCCGGGAGGAUUCAGCGCGGCCCGGCGCCCACGCCAAGGUUAAGAAGCUCUUUGUUGGGGGCCUUAAGGGAGACGUGGCCGAGGGCGACCUGAUCGAGCACUUCUCGCAGUUUGGCACCGUAGAAAAGGCCGAGAUCAUUGCCGACAAGCAGUCUGGCAAGAAACGUGGCUUUGGCUUCGUGUAUUUUCAGAAUCACGACGCGGCCGAUAAGGCCGCGGUGGUUAAAUUCCACCCCAUCCAGGGCCAUCGCGUGGAGGUGAAGAAGGCCGUCCCCAAGGAGGAUAUCCACUCCGGUGGGGGUGGAGGCGGCUCCCGGUCCUCCCGGGGCGGCCGAGGCGGCCGGGGUCGCGGCGGUGGGCGAGACCAGAACGGCCUGUCUAAGGGCGGCGGCGGCGGUUACAACAGCUACGGUGGUUACGGCGGCGGCGGCGGCGGUUACAACGCCUACGGAGGCGGCGGAGGCGGUUCGUCCUACGGUGGCAGCGACUACGGUAACGGUUUCGGCGGCUUCGGCAGCUACAGCCAGCACCAGUCCUCUUACGGGCCCAUGAAGAGCGGCAGCGGCGGCGGCGGGGGAGGAGGCAGCAGCUGGGGCGGUCGCAGUAACAGUGGACCUUACAGAGGCGGUUAUGGCGGUGGGGGUGGCUAUGGAGGCAGCUCCUUCUAAAGAAAACAAAAAAUUUUAAAUGCCUGGGAGUGGCUAUAGGGGUAGCUCUUUUCGACAACCCAACUAGGGUCAACUCCUAAGUCCCUUCCCCCUCCCAUCGCCUUCCCCAUUUUGCCCUUUGGGGAGCUGCUACUAAGGCUGCCACUCCUUGAGGGUGUUGCCCUGUUUGCCUGCCACCUCUCUCGUCUCUCCCUCUGAAGAUGGACUCGCCCCACAUACACAUUUUUGUGUUACAGUCAUUGAUGGACUCUAUUUUUUUAUUAUUACUUGGACCUUGGUCGUUUUUAUACUAGCAGAAUGUCUUGUUUUAAUUUGUGUUUUUUUGGGGGGGGAGGGAGUGAACUUGCUGAUUCUGUAGCAAAAUCUGGGAGGGGUUUGGGGUGGGGGGUAGUUUACUUUGUUGUAAGGACUUGAUACCUGGCUACAGCGUUUUCUAUGAAAUCUACUUGGAUCCCAUGCCUGAAAUUUGGAAGCAUAUGUACAAAAUCAUUUUUACGUUUUAUUUUUAAUAAAUCAUUGUGUUUGACGGUACAUGUCUAACAUUUUUUUUCUAGGAUCCAUUCCGUACCGUUUUUAAGGGUUAUUAGUUGGAAAAUUUUUCUUGUUAAUUCUUCUUGAUGUGUGCUUAGAAAAACUUUUUAAGAGGUCCUGUGGUAUUUUUUUUUCUUUCUGUUGCCCUGCUAGUGACGUGUUGAAUUUUAUCCCUUACAGGCAAAACUUUUGAAGUGGUGGAUGUGGCUUCUUAAAAUCUUCAGUUUCUGUGCAUCCAUCUCUUGUACUAGGCGAUUUGCUUAUCUUGACAUGGUUGGUCACUUCUUUCUAUGAGAAUUUACUUCAAAGUAUGUAUUAUGUAGUUCUAAAAUAGUUUUGUGUUAAGCAUGUGUUUUCAUUCAUAUAAACUGUUUAAAAAUUUUCAAAUGGCCUACUUUCAGCCCUCUUACUGGUUUGUCUGUAAAGAAUGGUUACAAAUAAGGGUUACAUUUUACCCUCAAAUUAAAUGCAUUUUUGUAUUUUCGGAGCAGGUUUAAACUUUUUUUUUUUCACUAUACUUGAACGGUUGUCGUUAUGGAAAUCCCCACCCUUCCAAACCUUUGUAGCACCACCUACUGGCAGAAUGGCAGUAUAUCUACAAAGCGAUUUGUUAAAAAAAAAAAAAAAACAAAACUUGUUUAGGACAAUUGCAGUCGAUUUGGAUGUUUUACUAUUAAAAUCUGUGCAGACUUGGAAGUUACACAUUUACUUGUAACUGAGAUGGGCUUCACAGGGAUGUAGUUAAUAAUCCAUAUCACAAUUGUCCUUUCUACAUGAGAUUUGGAAGUGUAAACUGCUAUGCAUAGCUUGGUCGAUAGUUCCAAAUUGCUAUGACAACUAAUGGACCAGCUACGUGUACUGGUAUCUUAGGUGCAAGUUGUAAAGCAAAAAUCUGUAUUCUGCUUGGUUAACAAAUGUAUAUUUGUAGCCCUUUCAUGCAAUAGAAUUAAAGUUGUUGUUUAUAAAAAACAAAACAAACGAUAAUAGGAGAAAAUUGCCUUCCUGGAUAGAUAUAGAAUAGCAACGUUUAUGGAUAUUGCAAAUAAAGAAUUCAAUUCUUUACA